AUGCUUGAAAAGCCAACACUGAGUGUGAUUAUUCUUGGUCAAGCUAAUUCUGGUAAAACAACAUUGGCCGUACAAUUACUACACUCCCUCGGGACUAUCAAUUCUUCAAUCAUGGAACGAGUAGAAUCUGGCAUGCAAUUAGAUUCGUCUGAUUCUAUUCGAAACUAUGCAAGCGUGUUAUCGAGAACGAAGGAUGAAAUUAAGAGAGGAAGAACAAUGAAUUUAGUUUACAGCAUGGCCGAAACUAAACAUUUUCAUUUAAAUAUUAUUGAUGCUCCAGCGAAUCCAUUUUUGAAAAGUAUGUUUAGAGGAAUAUCACAAGCAAAUAUUGGAAUUGUUGUGUUGGAUGCUGAAAUUGGAGCCUUUGAAGCUGGAAUUCCAAAUAUUACAACAAUGAUUAGAGCCACAUAUUGUCUCGGAUCAAUUCAAUUGAUUUUCUGUGUGAAUAAGAUGGAGAGUGUUGAUUAUUCUAAAACAAGAUUUAUGGAAAUUAAGAGUGAAAUCACUAAAAUAUACAAGAACAAUGGAUAUAAGAAUGGAAAUGCUACAGUAAUUCCAAUUUCUGCCUUGUCAUCAUUAUUGGGAAAUCAUAAUGAUGAUAAUAUUUUGGAACCAGCGUGUGGCAGUAAAAUGGAAUGGUAUAAAGGUGGUAGACCUUGUCUUUUGGAUGCUAUCAAUUCUCUAAAGGCACCUCUCUACAGGUACGAUUUACCACUUCGAAUUUCAAUUUCAAAGGUUUUUAAUUUGAAAGGUGCAUUGGUUGUGUUUGGAAAAAUUGAAACUGGAAUUUUGAAAUUGGAAACAGAAAUUAGACUCACUCCCCACAAGAAACAAUUUCCUCCCUCCAUGAAAAUUGAAUCCAUUGCAAUUUGCAGAAAACUUGUCAGGGAAGCAAAAGCAGGUCAAUUGGUAACCAUCCAAUUGAAAACAAGUUUGAAUCCUUCAAACGUUAAACCUGGAAUGGUAUUAUCAGAUUUUAAUAAUGAUUAUGCUAAAGAAGUACAUAGUUUCAAGGCAGAUAUUGCUGUAUUGAGAGAGUCACCAUUUCGAAGAGGGUACAAUCCCACAUUUAAUAUUCACUCACUACAAACCAGCUGUAAAUUCAAGGAUUUUUAUGUCUCCUCCAAUACGAUUAAAAGAUAUGAGAGAGAUGAAAAUCCAAUGGAGCUCAGAAAAGGUCAAUAUGCUACCGUUCUUCUGAAACCAAAAAAUCAAAUCUAUGUUGCUACGGUUUAUUCUUAUCCUCCAUUUGGAAGGUUUCUAAUGUGGGAUAAUGGUAAUAUUUGUGUUUUUGGUGUGAUCACUGAAGUCUAUACUGACUCACCUCCUAGACGGUAA
Messenger RNA from Naegleria gruberi, 1338 nucleotides. RefSeq lists its product as uncharacterized. Bases 1 to 1338 code for a protein of 445 amino acids. The transcript is spliced from 2 exons. The record is from RefSeq and is a predicted model, not a curated record. NCBI's taxonomy places the organism in Eukaryota, Heterolobosea, Eutetramitea, Acrasida, Naegleriidae. Gene Ontology annotation, molecular function: GTP binding; GTPase activity.